Messenger RNA from Linum trigynum, 1305 nucleotides. Lineage: Eukaryota; Viridiplantae; Streptophyta; Magnoliopsida; Malpighiales; Linaceae. The record is from the annotation of a GenBank genome assembly.
AUGGAGAUGGAACGCGUAAUCGAGUUUCCGCACACUCAUCUCGAUCGGAGGCCCCGGAAGAGGGCGCGUCUAGGCUGGGAUGUCCCUCUUAUCGCUAAGGCUCAGGUAGGGAUAUAUUGUGGGCAAGAGAUUGGUGAUGUAGCAAGCUUUGCGUCUUCAGGAGCAAACCCAGAUUAUACCACCAAUUAUAAUUCUGUGUUUGAUAAGGAUGUUGCUCGAAAUGGCUCUCCUCCAUGGAGAGAAGAUGACAAGGAUGGACAUUACAUGUUUGCUAUUGGAGAUAAUUUAACUUCUCGCUAUAAGAUCCAUAGCAAAAUGGGUGAAGGUACUUUUGGUCAGGUCCUAGAAUGCUGGGACAGGGAAAGGAAAGAAAUGGUUGCUGUGAAAAUUGUUCGUGGUAUCAAGAAAUAUCGUGAGGCAGCUAUGAUUGAAAUUGAUGUGCUGCAGCAACUGGGUAAAAAUGAUAGGGGUGGCCACCGUUGUGUGCAAUUACGGAACUGGUUUGACUAUCGUAAUCAUAUCUGUAUUGUCUUUGAGAAGCUUGGACCAAGCUUAUACGAUUUCCUUCGCAAAAACAAUUAUCGCUCAUUUCCCAUUGAUCUUGUCCGUGAGAUUGGCAGACAACUGUUGGAUUGUGUAGCAUUUAUGCAUGACUUGCGGCUUAUUCAUACUGAUUUGAAGCCUGAAAACAUUCUCUUAGUUUCAUCAGACUAUGGCAAAGUACCUGACUACAGGGGUUCAUCUCGUUCCCCAAGGGACAGUUCCUACUUCAAAAGGGUCCCCAACUCUAGUGCAAUCAAGGUCAUUGAUUUUGGUAGCACAACGUAUGACCGUCCGGAUCAGACCUACAUCGUGUCAACCAGGCAUUACCGUGCACCAGAAGUUAUCCUUGGUCUUGGUUGGAGCUAUCCAUGUGAUGUUUGGAGCAUUGGGUGUAUUCUAGUGGAGUUGUGCACAGGUGAAGCUUUAUUUCAGACUCACGAGAAUUUGGAGCACCUUGCAAUGAUGGAGAGGGUGCUGGGUCCUUUACCCCUGCACAUGUUGAAGAGAGCAGAUCGACAUGCUGAUAAGUAUGUUAGAAGAGGAAAACUGGACUGGCCAGAAGGGGCUGCAUCUAGGGAGAGUGUUAGGGCAGUAAUGAAGCUACCUAGACUGCAGAAUUUGAUAAUGCAGCACGUCGAUCAUUCUGCUGGAGAUCUUAUCCACCUAUUGCAAGGUCUCCUUAGGUACGAUCCUAUGGAGAGGUUGACAGCUCGGGCUGCUUUGAGGCAUUCGUUUUUCACGAGGGAGCAUCCGAGGAGGUGA